AUGAAGGCGCUUAUAGUUGGGUCGAAGGAGGCCGCCUCUUGUCCGGCCAUCAUCUGUGUUGCGGGAGCCACGGUGGACCUCCCCCCCGAACAGUGGAAGUUGCUCGCUGAGGAUAAGCAUCCGUUGAUGGCCCGUCUGUUCGACUUUGUCACCGGGCUUGCAGCGCAGGCUGAAGAGACCGCAUGGUUGAAGAAACACCAGGAGUCGGGCGUUGGUGGGGUCGCGGUCGUGGGCUUUGAGGAGCUUGCGUCCGCGCUUGCUAAUGCGGUUCGGGUGUUGGAGAAGGAGGCGAGGGCGAUCGCGCAGGAAAGAGCGGCCCUGGUCGAUACGUGUAACCAGGAGGCGUUGGUGCUGGGGCGAGUGGACGCGAGGCUAGGACAGCUGCAGGGGGUGGUGGCAGACUCCAAGGAAACCGCUCAGAAGAAGCUGACGGACGAGGUUGCGCGGAAGAUCGACAACAUGUCGAUCGCGGUCUCCGCGACAGCAGAGCGGGCAAUCACCACCAGCGGGGUCAUGAACGCGCUGCACACCCUCAUCACGCUCGUUGGAGGAGGCCCCCCGCCGCGCACGGAUAAUGAAGGAACGGCCGCGACGGAGAUUGCCGAGCCCGGGGAUGCAGAGCAUGGAAAGUGGGCAACGGGUGCGAAGGCGGAGAAUCAACGGGGGGCGAAGAGGCAGAGAGGUCCCCAGGCAGCGGCCGCGGUGCGCAAUCCGGGCGUGCAGGACAUGCUGAAGCAGAAGUGGGGCGCUGCAUCGCGAGGUGCAACACCGCCUGGUCAACCGGGUUCGAGCUCGCGCUCCAUCCCACCUGGAGAAGCUGCACCCAAACCACCGGGCCCUGCCGGGGCAACCGCGACAGUGACAACUACUGUGGGUCGGGGCAAGGGUAAGGCGGAGGAUGGAGAGGCGCCGGCUGCUGCGCAUUCGCUGGCCUUGAGGCGUGAGGUCCAGUCCGCAGCGGCUGCUGCGGCAGAGGGCAGGCAGACCACGCUCGCACCUGCUCGCGGGGAAACGCGGACGGGUGGCAAGAAGUUGCCCCCUCCACCCGUGUACACGAUCGACGAGGACGAUGCGGAUGAGGAGCUGGAGGGUCUCGUGAGUAGGUGGGUCGAGGCGGGCGACGGAGGAGAGCAGGGUGGGGAGGCUGCGGUCGAUGUUUAUAGCGGCGGGGAGAGCGCAGACUAG
Closterium sp. NIES-65 is the source of this 1185-nucleotide messenger RNA. Lineage: Eukaryota; Viridiplantae; Streptophyta; Zygnematophyceae; Desmidiales; Closteriaceae. The record is from the annotation of a GenBank genome assembly.